Messenger RNA from Manduca sexta (tobacco hornworm), 2099 nucleotides. Its product is annotated as facilitated trehalose transporter Tret1. Gene Ontology annotation, molecular function: transmembrane transporter activity. The transcript has 9 exons. The coding region runs from base 522 to 1892 and encodes 456 amino acids. Gene Ontology annotation, biological process: transmembrane transport. NCBI's taxonomy places the organism in Eukaryota, Metazoa, Arthropoda, Insecta, Lepidoptera, Sphingidae. Gene Ontology annotation, cellular component: membrane. The record is from RefSeq and is a predicted model, not a curated record.
AAUAGUGAACGAACUUCACGUUUGUUUGUAUUAUUAUAUGACCUUACCACUGAGUUCAUAUUUGAUCACAGAAGUUACUGUUUUGAGUGUAUUACAUUUGUGUGUGUUAUAAUUAUUCAAGAUUAUGCAGAAUUUGUGUUUUUAAUUUGUGGUUUCGGCAAAGGUUUACUAUAUUAUGAAGUAACGAAAAAUAUGUGAAAAAAUAACCUCACUAUAAAUCAAAUUAUUAAAUCUGUAUUGGCAUGAAAGGAGGCAAUAAAUAAGAUAAAGGCUGCCGAUAUGGACGUCUCGCCUUAGAUUCCAGGGCAUUUUCUCGGUUUGAGCUCCACUCCACUCGCCCUCAGCAUGGUCACUUAAGGGCUCGCAAUGCCUAAAGCACUCACCCGCAAGACCAGUGUGUUUAUAUAAGCCGGUCCUGCCACGCUAACAAACAAACAUUAAAGUGAGUGUUACCGAAAUAUAUAAAUGAACUCUAUUAUUUUUUCGUGGAUUGAUUGUUUACAAUGUGUUAAGUGUCAUUUAUGACUCCAAAAAUGAAGGUAUAUUGGAAGAAGCAGCUACCCGUUGUGGCCUGCAUAUACAUCGGACAGAUGCUGGUAGGUUAUGGUCUGGGGUGGACAGCGCCUGUGGUCCUUAAGAUAUUAGCAGGAAAGAGUUCCAUACGUGACCUGUACAUUACAGAAGAUGAAACGUCGUGGAUCGGCUCCGCGCUGUACCUCGGCACGAUAGCUAGUCCAUACAUUACAACAUAUGUGUCAGACACGAGUGGCCGAAAGCCUUGUCUGGUCUUAGGCGGUGUUGUCACACUCAUUUCGUUUUGUUUGCUGGCAUACGCCUACAACUUCGCCGUUAUGAUUUUUGGAAGGAUAUUAUGCGGGCUUGGAACUGGCAUCAUUUUUGUUGUCAACUUUCUUUACAUUGCUGAAAUUACAUCAACGGAAAUGAGAGGGAUAUCGCUAACAGUUACAGGAAUUUUCGGCACUGUAGGAACGUUCAUAGUUUACAGCAUUGGCCCGUUAGUAUCGUAUGUAGUUGUGUGUUACAUUGGAGUAGGAAUCGCUGCUGUUUACAUCAUUGGUAUGAAUUUUAUACCAGAGACUCCUGUAUAUCAAGUUUUAAGAGGAAAAGAAAACGAAGCCAAACAAACUCUACUUGAACUAGGAAGGGAAGAUGAAGUUGAUGAUAUACUAUUAACUAAAUUAAACGUCCUCUGGCUCUGGCCAGUGGGUAAUGAAUGGAUGGAAAUAUUCACCAACAAAACUAACAGAAAAGCAUUGUUCAUAACCCUUUCUCUAUACAUUUUGCAGCAGAUGAGUGGAGUGAUUUCCAUGAUAUUCUUUUGUACACUUAUUUUUGGUUAUAACAGAAAUAUUAUGGUUGGGUCCUAUGUAGCAGCUGUAGUAUUGGGCAUCACUCAGAUUGUAGGAAGCAGUAUCACACCGUUCUUCUAUGAGAGAUAUGGAAGGAGGUCUUUGCUUCUGUGGUCUACUGGAUCUUGUUCUGUGUGUAUGGCUCUUGUGGGCUUAUAUUUUUUCUUAAAAGAUACGGCGAAACCUAUAGUGGACUACCUGGGAUGGCUGCCCCUGGUUGUAUUAAUCAUUUUCUUCUUGUCUUAUGAUUUUGGUUUUGGUAUCGUUCCCGCCGUAUUACUUGGAGAAAUGUUUCCUCCCAACCUGAGGGGUAUAGGAUCUGCCAUCACCAUCACCAGCUCUUGGCUCGUCGGCUUCGGAGUCACCUCGACCUUCGCCUACAUGCUAAUGUGGCUCAGGACCGACACUGUCUUCUGGAUUUACACUGCAUCUUGCGCUGCGGCUUUCUUCUUCACUGCGAAAUUCGUUCCAGAGACAAAGGGGAAGACUUUCAUGGAGAUCCAAGAACUAUUAAGUAUAUGAUGACGUAUAUUAAUGGUAGUAAAAUGGAAUGAAUAAAAAUCCGUGUCAAUAGGAAUACACAGAUGGAUCUACGAAAUUAUGAAAAAAAAAUACGCAUCACGCCUUAUCUUAGCAGUGAAGUACAAAAUACCCUGUACAAAGUAUCUGGAAUACAAAAUACAAAAUACUUUUAAAUUAAGUAUUUCAAAUACCAGAUACAAAAUACUU